AUGGAGAGUAAGAAAUCAGGGAUGACUUUGAUUGAUUUUGGCUUCAAGACUAGCAGGCAGCAAGCGGAGAGUACUUUACGCGACGAGGAUGAUGUCUUUCAAGAGAAAGUCGAAGGAGAGGGAAAAGUGAGGUACUACCGGAGGAUGGUAAAAGUGGAGACACUGGAACAAAGAACUGCCGCCAACGUGUACUUGACCGGUCACAUGAUAUCGAAGGUGAGGCUGCUGCUCCGUUCCAACCAGAUGCAAAGUCAGACUCUGAGGCAAGUGAUGUGGAAUUGUGUAAAAGCAAAUCAACCUACAUCUACCAAGGCGCUGACUGUGAGUAGGAGCCUGGAAAAGGUAAAGGUAAAGAAACCACCAAAUAUCGGUGCAAUGCUUGACAAGAACUGUAAGCAGCAGCAACGGUCUCGACAACAAAUGCUGCUAAAGCAGCUUUCUUCCCUGAAAUAUCUUACCUGCCAGGGUUUAGCCAUUAGGGGUCACAUAGACAAAGAAGAAAACCUCUUUCAAUUGCUCAAGCUGCGUGCUGAUGAUGAUCUUGAGCUACAACGGUGGUUGACAGAGGCCGAAUACAUGUCUCCAAAGAUAGUUAAUAAGCAAAUACAGUUUAUGGCUCUGAGCCUGCUCCGGAGCCUCUUGUCAGAAAUUCAGUCAGUCCCAUGGUUUUCUGUUCUUGCUGACGAAACAACAGACAUAUCAUUUCACGAGCAAAUGUGCGUAGUCAUCAGAUGGAUUAAUGAUGACCAUGACAUUCUAGAAGAGCCAGUCGGGCUGAUGGAAGUUCCAAAAGCGGAUGCUGAGACGUUGACCAGUAGUUUGAAAGACGUUCUCAUUCGCUGUGUACUCCCACUUGAUCAAUGUAGAGGGCAAGCGUAUGACGGUGCUGCCAACAUGUCUGGGCGUCUCCGUGAAGUCGCUGCUCGGAUACGGAAUGAACAGCCAAAAGCACUUCAUGUGCACUGCCUUGCACACUGCUUGAAUCUCUGCUUGCAAGACACCGCUCGUAUCUGUACAAUAGUUCGUGACACUCUGCAAUUGGUCAUAGAGGUGGUCAAUAUAAUCAAGUAUUCUCCAAAACGGUCUAGUUUCUUUCAUACUGUCAAAUCACAGCUCUCUCCUAUGGCAAAUGACCUAAGGCCGCUUUGUCCAACACGAUGGACAGUUCGGAGUUCCUCGAUAAGUGCUGUAUUGGCUAACUACAGCACUCUUUCUUCAGUACUGGAGCAAAUCAACGAAACCGGUAAAGAUGAGUACGCAGUUAAAGCUGGUGGUCUUGCCAAGCAACUACAGACUUUCAACGUCUAUUUUGGUUUAAAGCUGUGCCAAUUAGUAUUCGAUCCAACUGAGCAACUCUCCAGGACUCUGCAAGGACGGGAUACAACAAUUCAAGAAGCCAAACAAGCAGCUCUAAUAAUCAAGGAUUACUUGACGAACAAGAGAACGGAUACUUGUUUCAGCAAAUUCCAUGACCGUGUCGCAAGAGAUGCCCAAAGCCUAACAGAUGAUCCUGUUUUCCAAGGCAGCAACUUUUCUGUAGUAGUAGAUAUGGAACAAAUGGUGUUGUCUGCAUCAAAUAGGGAACCCUUUACUGUGAGUCAACACUUCCGAGAUCUAUAUCAGGGAGAUUUUGACAUGGGAAGGUUGGAUACCCACCUCAAGAUGCUACUAGACAUUAUCCAACGGUAUGGUGAAAUUACCGGAGUACCAUUGAAGAAAGUGACAAAUAUCCGCACAGUUUGCCAAGCCAUGAAGGAAACACCUGGUGCUACAGCACUCUGCUCCGAAAUACACAGGUUUCUAAAAUUGUUCCAUAUAAUACCAGCGACCACCUCAACUGCAGAGAGAACAUUUUCAGCUCUGCGGAGGAUAAAGACUUACCUACGAUCAUCUAUGACACAGGAGAGGUUGAAUCAUCUUCUACUUCACUGCCACAAGGAAAGAACUGAUCAACUAGACUUGCAACAACUUGCUAAGACAUUUCUAGGAGCAAAUGAAAGACGACGGCAUUUUUUGGAACUCUGGCGUUGUUCUGCUACCAACUCCCCUCAGAUUGAAGGAAGGAGACGCAAAGGACAAUUAGCGGAGAUGGAAGCAACUAUGGGAAUCUUACGAAGUGGUAUCUGCAUUGAAGACACAGCACAGAGGUUACUGCCAGAGCAAGAUAGGAAAGAUAUAGACACAAUUCUAAAAGUAUUGGAAGACCACGUUAUGGGAUUGGUGAAUACUACGUAUGAACGGGUUUUGUAA
Molecule: messenger RNA, 2250 nt
Organism: Corticium candelabrum
Lineage: Eukaryota; Metazoa; Porifera; Homoscleromorpha; Homosclerophorida; Plakinidae
Product: zinc finger MYM-type protein 1-like
Exons: 6
Coding region: 1-2250 (749 amino acids)
Molecular function (GO): protein dimerization activity
Source: RefSeq, a predicted model, not a curated record